GCAAAAUGAUGCGUCUGAAAGAAGACAUGGAAACAAUCAGAAAGAAAGUAGAGUUGGACAAAUCGUGGGAAGUUUGUAGAACUGAAAAUUGUUGCCACCUGUCUCACAUUCUUUUACUGCUUGGGAUGUUUCUUUGAAUUUUUGCUGAUGAAUCAACGUCUCUUCAGUUGUCGUGAGCAUUAAACAGAGGAAAUUUGAAGACUGUAACUCCACCAACCCACACAAAGGGAAAGACUCAUUGUUCUAUGACUGAGAAUGGCCCUAAACCUCCUGGGCUCUGGUGGAUUGUGAAGCCUGGAAGUUCAAGUCAAAGAGUUACGACCACCACCUGAAUUAAGAAAUAGAAUGAUGAGCACCAACUGGAAUUCUAGACCCCUUUUUGGUCUCUUGUAAUCUCUGCUUCUCCAAGAACCUUAAACAGACCUAUCAAAGUCUUCCCUUCAGGUAAUUUCCAGGCAUGUCAGCUGUCCCUCUUAAUAUAUGCCAUAAUUAUAGUGACAUUCACCAACUGCAGUUGAUUGGAUACAGCUUGAUCUUCACAGCAGGCUUAUGUCUCAAUGUUGCAUCCCUCUUGAUCUUCUUGUUCUACCUGAAGCUCAAGUCAGUGGUGGCCAUCUACAUGUGUAACUUGGUUAUGAGUGACCUCCUUUUCACCAUAUCUCUGCCCUUCCGUAUAUACUACUAUUACAAGGGGGAAUGGCCCUUUGGAAGUUUCCUUUGUCAAGUCUCGGGUUCUCUCUUCCAAAUAAAUAUGUACGGCAGUUGUAUUUUCCUGAUGUGCAUCAAUCUGGACCGCUUUGUUGCUAUUGUCUACCCACUACGCUGGCGCCACCUCCGGCGUCCCAAAGUGGCCAGGCUGCUCUGCUGUGUGGUUUGGGUACUAAUCCUGACAGGCUCUAUUCCAGUUGCUCUAAUCCACAAGACAACUCCAUGCAUUAAGCAAAGUGGAACAAAUUCUAACUUUAAACAAAAUGAAAUUACUGUGUGCUUUGAAAGCUUCAGUCAGCACUUGUGGCAGGGGAAACUCUUCGGUCUGGUCAUUUUCGCAGAGAUUCUUGGCUUUCUCCUCCCUCUGACCUCUGUGACGGUCUGCUCAAUCAGAAUGUUUCAGAAACUAUGCCAAACUCGUGGGACGCGGAGCCUGCGCCAAGAAAAGACCAUUCGCAUGCUCGUAGUCAAUCUGGUCAUCUUUAUCAUCUGCUUCGUACCCUACAACAUCAUCCUGGCAACCUAUGGGAUGAUAAAAGCUAAUGUGAUUAAGACUGAUUCAACCAUGCAGGCUUCAGUACGCAAUGCCCUUAUCAUCACGAUGCUAUUUGCAAGUACGAACUGUACUCUGGACCCCUUGAUCUACUAUUUCAAUACAGAAGGCUUCAAAAAUACUUUGAAGAGAAUAAGAAGAGGGCAACCUUGGGAUUUUGAGAUGGGAACGCUUCAUACCAGAGCAACAAAAGUUGGUUUCUACAAGGCAGCAAAUGUUAAGCAAGAUAGUAAACAAUAUCCAGUUCAGAAUUCAGUUGCUCCCUGUGAGGACUUGCCAUUUGCUUCCCCUAAGAUAUUCUUGAGUAGCUCCAUUGAAGACUCUGAAAUGUAGAGAUGAGGGAACUAUCAAACUAUCAAGCUUUUGGAAUGAAUUGGCAUUACAAAAAGUAAGUGCCAGGAACAUUUGAGCAAAAUAUGAAGACUUGAUGCACUUAAAUAUUGUAAAGCCUUAUACUGUAUGUAAGAGCAUUUCAUAUUUCAAGAACAAUUUCUGAUAUUGUUUUUAGAAUUUAUUUUCCAUUUCCUACCCAUAAGGCUAUGUGAUAUUCAUAUGAAUGCUAUGAAAAAUUUAUGAUAAAAUUCACUCAUUUUCAGGUUAAGUUCAGGCUCCCAAUGUUGUAGUAUCACUUGCUUCAGCAACAGGCAUCAGAUUGAAGCAAGAAUGAUUGUGAUCUAUGGGUCACAGUGUUACAGAAAUACAGAUUGCCAUUGCUAUUCUUUUCUCAAAAACCUUACACCAAAAAUAUUUAUUAGCUGUUUCUGUAUCUACCGGUAUAAUACCUUUACAUUUUAAUGACACAAUGGUGGUUUGGGGUUUGGUUUUAUUUUGAGCUUUGGAAAAAUAGUUUACAAAUACCUAAAAUAA
Messenger RNA from Pseudonaja textilis, 2128 nucleotides. Lineage: Eukaryota; Metazoa; Chordata; Lepidosauria; Squamata; Elapidae. The record is from RefSeq and is a predicted model, not a curated record.